AAACGUCUCUGGAGUUUGGACGCGCAGGCUGUCAAUUUAUUAAUUUUGGUCAUAAUUUAAUUAAAAAUCACAUGAAUGGACUAGAAGUGCUACGUUUCGAUAAUAUGAUGUGUGAGCGGUAAGGGUGACCAGCAAUAUGCAUUGGAAGUGCAAGCAAUGACUUCUCAUUCAGUAAGUGCAACACAAGCGAAGUUCAUUCACAGUCGAAUUGACACUGUUGAGGAACAUUUUGGUUUGAUGUGUGAUGGAUUCGCGUCAGUUGCAAGGAAGAACGCCAAAUGUCGCGAUGCUUUGGAUGAUUUUGCUAGGACAGUUGUGGCAUUCGCCGACAAGGAAACGUUAAAUCGCACCAUGAGAGCGCAAGUUACUCACUUGGCCGAUACGCUAUGUGGCAUUGCCGAUUUGCAGCAGACUUUGGUACAAAGUAUAGAGAUUAAGGUGGUGGGAGGUUUUGCUGUGUAUGAAGAGUCAUGCAAGAACGCCAGAGAGGAUCUCGAUACGAAUUUCAAAACUCAAGGUAGAGAAGCCAAGGCCGGCCAACAACUAGAAUUGGUGAAAGAAAAGGCCCCAGGUGAUAUCAGACAACUUUCACAAGCUGAAUCCAAACUUCAGCGAGCAUCUUUCGAUGUCGCCAGGACACACGCAGCAUUGGAGGAAAGCAUCGAAUUUUUCGAAAUGAAGAAGCUACGAGACUUGAGGAAAAUAUUAAUCGGAUUUUGCCAUUCUCAACUCACCUUCCAUGCACGAAGCCUGGAGCUGUUCACCCGUGCGUAUAACACGGUAGAGGACAUUCAGGUAGAAGCUGAUGUCGAGGAGUUCAAAAAAGCAUUGAUGUUCCCAACUGGAAACUUGCAGUACCGGACUCCGGAUAUGAUUAGUCGAAGCCUGACCAACUUCACACUUGGCGGAGGGAAAAACUCAGGCAGGUCAGCGAGCACCGGGCGGAUGGGCGCCGCAAGCAGCCGGCAGCUAGGACCAGGUGGCCCAUCAGCGAAUGACCUUCGGUCGAACAGGUCACAGUCACUGGACAGAGGCUACGACGGAUCAAGACUGCGGGUGCCGGUGGGCUCGCAGACAUACUUCUCACCAAGUUUUAUGUCAUACCCAGUGCAGUCCACGUCAUCCUUCGGCUAUGGGUACGGUGUGGGCCUCCGAGGGUCUAGGAGUCGUUCCACAUGAGAAGCGGCUCUUCAAGAACGGUUCCGAUUUUCGUUCUUGACUUCAGUGCAUGCAGGCUGGUAACAGUUCGCUAAGAAAAUAGGUUUGCUUGAAACAUGUAACAUGACAUUGUGAGGUAUCCAUGAACCCAUGACAUUUGUAUCGGAGUUGCUGAAGAAGCCAUCUCCACGAAUGCACAAAACGAAACGAGUGCUUGUUGUGUGAUGAUUGUGUGGUCACUCCGUGUGAAUACGUAAGCGAGAAAUAAACCCUAUGGGCGCUUCUUUUCAUUAAA
This is a messenger RNA of Amphibalanus amphitrite, 1453 nucleotides long. RefSeq names its product protein FAM92A-like. The record is from RefSeq and is a predicted model, not a curated record. Gene Ontology annotation, cellular component: ciliary basal body; ciliary transition zone. Gene Ontology annotation, biological process: cilium assembly. The transcript has a single exon. The coding region runs from base 157 to 1179 and encodes 340 amino acids. Lineage: Eukaryota; Metazoa; Arthropoda; Thecostraca; Balanomorpha; Balanidae.